Molecule: messenger RNA, 782 nt
Organism: Nicotiana tabacum (common tobacco)
Lineage: Eukaryota; Viridiplantae; Streptophyta; Magnoliopsida; Solanales; Solanaceae
Source: RefSeq, a predicted model, not a curated record
UCCUGGUAAUUGAUAUUUCCCAAUUGAAUUCGUGUAGCUGCAAGAUGAAGUCAUAUUUUCGGAUGCUGAGAGGCUGCGAAUGACACAGAGCAAUGUGAAAACGCUGCAAAGGCAUUUCCAAGCUGAUACCCUUCCCUGGAUCGAAAGAAUGAGACAGAAAGAGCAAGGUCUUCAAAGACGCCUUUUAAGGGUAAUGAGAAUACUAGAGGCACUGGAAGGUAAAGGUUGUCGAUUGCCUUUGAUGAAAGGAGAAGCUGAAUUGGCAGAGAAGUUGGCUGCCAUCACUAGACAGUUAAGAGGUUCGGGAGCAGAACUUUCAAGGAGGGUUCAGAAUCUGCUCACUGUAUGCCGUGUUCAAAAUGGCCUUGGAGGUGCUUCUGUUCUCCCUGGUUCAACUAAAAUUCAUGAAGAGAGUCUUGCUGACAUGCAAGAGGUUUUGCAACAGCAAACUGAGGCUAUUGCUAGGCUUGGCAAUGUUUUGAAGCGAGAUAUCCGGGAUGUGGAGAUCAUAAUGGCUGAGGAAACAGAAAUGGUGGAAGACUGAUUAUAACACAACAUUGCCAAUUGAUUCUGUUUUGCUUGUAUAUUCAUGUUUUUUGUGUUAGACGGUAAAAAGUGAUAACAUUUUUAAAUCAUUGUAGGACAUCGAAUUUUGUUCAGCUAGCAGAGUUACAUUGAUAGAGUUGCAAAUAUUUUAGGGGAACGAUGAAUUUGCUUCAGUUAGAUGUUGAAGUUACGACAAUUAUGCCUUGAUCUCAAAUAAGUUGAGGUCAGCUGUGAAA